AUGCUCAGGACAUGCCACAGGAGGUUUUCCACGGGAUUAACAUUGCUUGAAAGCUCUAGUGUAAAGCCACUAUUCAAGCCCCAUUAUCUGAAUAAAGGUGCGAGGUCUUUUGACAGAAAUCUUCCCUUUCAGAAACUGGACGUCAAGCCAUGGGAGAAGCAAAAUAUAAGUAAAGAUGAGUUCUUUAUGAGAAAAUAUGGGUCCAUAAGUAAUGAAGAGAGAGAAAGACUUAACCAGAAGGUCGAGAGGCAGAGAAGAGCAAGGGAACAGAGAAAGCAAAAUGAAAACUCGUUUAAUAGAGAAAGAACCCACCGAAAUAGCUUCAGAGAAGCGUUUACAAACCCCUUAAAUGAAUAUUUAUUUGGAACGCAUUCAGUCCUUGCAGCACUUAUGGCAAACAAGAGGCACCUGUUCAGCAAGUUAUUCGUUCACAAUAACAAGGAAAAGGAUAUCAUUAAGUGGGCAAAAAAAUACUCGUUAAAAAUUGUUGAAAAGGAUAGCAAGGGAGAUUUGAACAUUUUAGCAAAAAACGGAACUCAUAAUGGCGUAGUUCUUGAGACUAAACCACUUCAAUUGCCAACAGUCAGCAGUUUAGGUGUUUCUGAUCCUUCUUCGGGAGAUUACGAAGUUAAUUUCUACAAUGAUCUUACAAAUACCAGUGUUGGACGUCUGAAAACUGUUGCAAGACAUUUGGAUAAUAGUCCCAAAUUUCCAAUUGGCUUAUAUCUUGACGGAAUCACAGAUCCCCAAAAUAUGGGUGCCAUAGUAAGAUCAGCUUAUUUCUUGGGCGCUGACUUCAUUGUGGUACCUGACCAUGACACUGCCAGAUUAGGUCCAGUCGCCAGCAAAGCAUCUGCUGGCGCUCUUGAGUUGAUGGAUAUUUAUCAAGUAGAGGAUAGCUUCGAUUUUAUAAGUCAGUCAAAAAAAAACGGUUGGUCCAUCAUAUCUACUAGUUCAAGGCCAAAUCUGGAAGAGCUGAGCAGAUUACGAACUAAAAAUAAGAAAGUAGAGCAGGAUUUAAACACUAAAUUCAUUGAAACCUCAGAAUUGUCUUCCAUUCUUCAGCUGACACCCACCCUUUUAAUAAUGGGCAAUGAAGGUGAAGGAGUAAGAACUCAUUUAAAAAUUAAGUCUGACUUUCUUGUUGGGCUCGAUAACGGAAGAGCCAAUGAUAGUAAUCAAAUCGUAGAUUCUCUUAAUGUCAGUGUUGCAGCAGCAAUGAUCUUGGGACAAUGCCUUGGUUCUCGCUAG
Molecule: messenger RNA, 1251 nt
Organism: Priceomyces carsonii
Lineage: Eukaryota; Fungi; Ascomycota; Pichiomycetes; Serinales; Debaryomycetaceae
Exons: 1
Coding region: 1-1251 (416 amino acids)
Biological process (GO): rRNA methylation
Cellular component (GO): mitochondrion
Molecular function (GO): rRNA (guanine) methyltransferase activity; RNA binding
Source: RefSeq, a predicted model, not a curated record